Molecule: messenger RNA, 1547 nt
Organism: Salarias fasciatus (jewelled blenny)
Lineage: Eukaryota; Metazoa; Chordata; Actinopteri; Blenniiformes; Blenniidae
Gene: ppa2
Product: inorganic pyrophosphatase 2
Exons: 12
Coding region: 45-1088 (347 amino acids)
Biological process (GO): phosphate-containing compound metabolic process
Cellular component (GO): cytoplasm
Molecular function (GO): magnesium ion binding; inorganic diphosphate phosphatase activity
Source: RefSeq, a predicted model, not a curated record
GCGGGGAAGACUCGGAUCAUGUGGAGGAACCAGGAACCGGGAGGAUGUCUGUGCUGAGCCCGCUGCUGCUGCGACCCCCGCUCGGACGCUUCUUGACCGCUCUCGGCGCAGCCUCAGCUUCUCGCAGCAGACUCGCCGCACCAGCAGCAGCCGCAGCUCACGCGCUCCUCCCCAGGAAGAACAUGCAUUACCAGACGGAGCAGAGAGGACAGCCCAAUUCCCCCGACUACCGCAUUUAUUUUAAAACUUCUGAAGGGAAAUACGUCUCACCAUUCCAUGAUAUUCCACUAAGAGCAGAGACACAGGAGGACAGUGACGUGCCAGCUAAGAAAAUCAAGAAGAAUGACAAUGAGGUGCUCUAUAACAUGGUUGUUGAGGUUCCUCGAUGGUCGAACGCUAAGAUGGAGAUUGCGACGAAGGAACCUCUGAAUCCCAUCAAGCAAGAUGUGAAGAAGGGAAAGCUGCGAUAUGUGGCCAACAUAUUUCCUCAUAAAGGCUACAUUUGGAACUACGGUGCACUCCCACAGACAUGGGAGGAUCCAAACCACAAAGACAAAAACACAAACUGCUGUGGUGAUAACGAUCCCAUCGACGUCUGUGAUAUCGGCACCCAGGUUUGCUCUCCAGGUGAGGUGAUCCAAGUAAAGGUUCUCGGCAUUUUGGCCAUGAUCGACGAGGGAGAGACGGACUGGAAAGUUAUUGCCAUAAACGUUAAGGACCCAGAUGCCAAAAACCUGAAUACUCUCGAGGACGUCCGCAAGAGCCGUCCAGGCCACUUAGAAGCCACUGUUGACUGGUUUAGAAAAUACAAGGUGCCUGAUGGAAAGCCCCAAAACCAGUUUGGCUUCAAUGGAGAAUUCAAGGACAAGGACUUUGCAGUCGAGAUUAUUGAGUCCACUCAUGAGCACUGGAGGGCACUAGUGCAGAAGCAAACAAACGCUGGAGGGAUCGAAUGCAAAAACGUGUUGUGCGGUGACAGUCCAUUUAAAUGCAGUGUGGAUGAGGCCCAGCACAUUGUCCAGGCGGCCCCUGCAUUUGGCAACACUCAUCCUGUGUCUUCAGAUGUGGACAAGUGGCAUUUUGUCUGAAACCCUCAAAACGAGAUGGAAACCUUCAAAACGUCUUCACGUCGAAUGAAGAAGUUCCAUUUCUCCUGCAUUUUUUUUAAUACAACAAAAGAUUUAUUUUUGGUAAUCUCGCAGGCUCACUUGAAUAAAGUGCCACAAUGCCAUGUUAGUUUGUUAAAAACAAAUCUCUUAACAGUGUAAGUUAAGGUAUUGACGGCUGUCCAAAGGGAAAUGUGUCUGUGAACAUCAGGUUGAUAAAAUGCUGGUGACACUGCUCAUGAUUCAAUUGAGUUUUCACAAAACAAUUGAUCCCCUUUCUACUAGAUGGUAAAAUACGAUGGAAACAAUGCUUCUGUGGUCGGUGACCAUCAUGCACUAUUUUAUUGUCAACUGUAUUCUGUGUUUUCUAUCAGUCACGUACAUAAUGGCAUUUGUUUGUAAGCAGGUUCCUCUUGGUUGAUUUAAUAAAGAAAUGGUGUA